This is a messenger RNA of Symbiodinium sp. CCMP2592, 1095 nucleotides long. The record is from the annotation of a GenBank genome assembly. NCBI's taxonomy places the organism in Eukaryota, Dinophyceae, Suessiales, Symbiodiniaceae.
AUGGGCCAGACAGCUGCGGUGCAUUGCCGAACUGACUGUCGAGCACCGCCGCGCUGUGAGGCCAUUGCCCAGGAUUGCAUACAGGACCUCAAUCCGAGCCUCGCCGAGCCAUCGCCGGAGAGCAAGCUGAUUCGAGCAGCCAGGGAUGGGAAUUUGGAGGCUAGAAAAGUCAUCGGUUGCAACAUCAGACCCGGGCUUUCACAACUGCGCCACUCUGAAGAUCAAUUGUCGCACAUGGCGGUGACGUUCCAUGACAAGAUGGCUGUCGGCAUGAGCGGGCCUACGACCAUGAGUAUGCCUUACCAAGCAAACAUCUCCAUCGAGAAGGAGAGCUUGGACUACCAGCUUCCGCUGUGGGUCGUCCCGCAGAGUUUGGGCAAGUCCCCCCCGGGCCUUGAUCGCGACUCAGGGUCCGAGCAUGCCUCGUUUUGGGACGAGAGCGAUAACGAGGCCGCGUUCGAGCCAUUCCUUUGUCUCCCGAGCUACAUGCGGCAGGCCUUACAGCUGCCGGGUGACGAGGUUCGAGCGGGUCCGAAUCCCAAGGUGAAGGAGCCUGGAACCUCACAAUAUCGGACGUCAACGGCCUGCUUCCCGCCGCAGGAUUUCAUCAAUACCAUCCCUUCACCGCCAGGGCUUGAACAACAUUGCCCGAGGGCCUCGGCUAAGAACUGCUACGACUUCAAAGUCAUCUUCGGGGGAUACGACCAAGACAAGCACUCGGAUUUCGAGCUGGUGCCACGUCUAAUCGGAAAGCGUGGUUGCAAUAUGCUCCCUAUCAAGAGACUUGGUGCUGAUGUCCGAGUUUGCGGGAGGGGGAGCGGCUACCUGGAGAUUCCGGCGCCGACUGGUGAGCUUCUAGAGAGGGAUGAAGCGCUGCAAGUGGCCGUGUCUUGCCGAACGAAGGAGAUGAAGGAAGCAGCGAUGGAAGAGAUCGCAUCUCUUCUCAGCUCCCUGGGGUAUCACUUCAAGCGGUUCUGCCGCAAGAAGCAGCUCUACUAUUCACAGCUGUACACCUUCGAGACAAAGGAUAUGCAGCCAAAGCAGCCUGUCAAGCGAGUCUUCGGGUACACAGGAGUCAAGGCCGCCUUGGCAUGA